Messenger RNA from Brassica rapa (field mustard), 6500 nucleotides. RefSeq names its product probable LRR receptor-like serine/threonine-protein kinase At1g56140. Gene Ontology annotation, cellular component: plasma membrane. Gene Ontology annotation, molecular function: protein kinase activity; protein binding; ATP binding. Gene Ontology annotation, biological process: protein phosphorylation. NCBI's taxonomy places the organism in Eukaryota, Viridiplantae, Streptophyta, Magnoliopsida, Brassicales, Brassicaceae. The record is from RefSeq and is a predicted model, not a curated record.
UUAUUUUAAUGAAAAUUGAAAUAUAUGUUAAUAUUUUGAAAAAAAAGGUAUGAAAUGAUUUUAUUUAGAUACAAUUUAAGGGAAAAUAGGGAAAUAUCUAUUUGAUUUGUUUGUUAUAAAAUAAUUCAAAUAUUUAUACAAAAUUUUAUUUAAGUAAUUUUAUAAAAAGAAUGGCCCAACUACAAAAAACUUGACACCUAUCUUAAUAGUAUAGAUUUUUUGUCGAUGUCCAUAUCUUGAGAUCAAUUGCUUGUCGAAAGUAAGGUGUUCCAAAGAUCUUAAUAUGCAUAUUUUCAUUAUAUUUGGAAUAUUUUACCAAUAAUAUCAUGAUUAUAUUUAUCUUAUAUUUGAUUUAUCAUUUUAAUGGCUUAUAGUAUAGUUAGUUUUUUCUUGUUUUAUUGGAGUUAUUGAUCCAGUUAAAGAUUAUUACAUACUAAAGUUAAAGGGUUGAAAAUUUAAAAUACAUGAAAAAUACAAAAAAAUUGUUUUGAUGUUGGUAGAUACCGUUGUAAAUAUAUUAUUUCAUCUUUCUUUAUUGAUUUGCAUUUUUAAUACAAUUGGAUGUUAAUCAACCGUUCUUUUAAUUUAUUUUUCAUGAUUUAUGUCUCUAAUGAUAAAUAUUUUCUUCUAACUUUUUAUCUAAGUUGUCUUAAAGAGAUUUUUUGUUUGUUUUGGGUAACUUUCAAACAAUAAAAUUCAAUCAUUGUGAAAAUUUCACUAUUUGUUAUGACUUCUCUACCUUUUAAGAUAAACACUUAUAGAACAGUUAAAAUCACUUAUUGUGAUAAUUUUUUGAAAGAGUUGGGAAAUAGUUACUUAAAUUUUUUUUACAUCAGUAUAAAAAAGUUAUAGUUAGUGAGUUUCUAGAUCAUAUAGUGUUUUUCAUUAGUGUAUCGUAAUUAUGUUUACUUCGUUCAUCAGUUCUUUAUUCUAAUGUUUUGUGUUUUAAACGUUAUUGGUCAAGUUGUAAAUCUUGGACCUUUAGAAAAUCUCAUUGCAAAAGAAAUAUCUUCAACUAAAUUAGAAUCAACUUUUAGUGUAAAGUAGAUUUUAUUGAGCGUUUAAUUUUAUAUUCUGUUUAAUGUAAUAAGUGAUAAAUUAGUUAAAGGAUCAUAGAAAAUAGAUUUGUCGUAAAAUAUAAACUGUAUACUUAUAUAAGACAAAGCAUUAAAUAACAUAAAAAUAAAUUGACAAGUAGUAAAUAUAAUAUAAGUUUAAUCUAAGAGAAUACAUGUUCUGUACCUUUUUUUUUCGUAUCACAGUUUCUAAAAUCUAAAUGGCUGUUAAUAUAUGAUGUUUAUUGACAAUUAUUUUUUGUUAUUAUUAUAUGAGUUGUGACUGCUUCUAAAACAUUUAAUGCAAGUAAGAUUCUUUCAAGCCACAACUACAAUUGUUUAUUAUAAAUCAAAGUUGCUAAAUGAUAAUUUAACUAUUACUAUAUAGAAGAUUUUAAUCCAAAACUUACACCACACAAAUAAAAAGUAAACAAAAAAAUCAAUACGUUAAAUAGCCAAUAUAAAUAUUGAACUUAGAUAAUAUAUAAUAAUAAUUUAAAAACUGUUUCUAAUUUAAUAAUUUAUAUUUAAAUAUAAAUUAAUAUAAAAAUGUGCUAAUAUAUGUAUAAGAAUAAAUAACUAAUAAUUAACACACUUAAAUAAGGACCAAAUGGGUGUCGAACAAUAAGGUCGGCUCUUCAUGCUGAGAUGGAAGGACUUUUAUGGGCGAUCAUGUUUAAGUGGGCUAAGUGUGACUACAUUGCAUAUCUAACCGAUUAUCAAUAUGACAAUAAGCUCAUGAAAUCCCUAAAUCUAACGAGAUGAAUUACCAGACAUGCAAGCAGUAACACAAAUCAUAGUCUGAAUAAUAGAUAGAUAAAUCAAUGGUAAAAUCAAUGGAGUUCCAAUCAAUCUCUGGAGGAGAAUUGAUGUUCUCUCCAACCCUAAAACAAGAAUAAUGAAUAAUAGAAAGCGUAACCGUGAACAAUGGCUUAGAAAUAACAUAAAUAAGGGUUUAGGUCGUCCAAGGGCAUUCUGGUAAUUUGUGGCUGCUUCUGAGCUUCAGUCGGUCAUAAAAUAUGCUCAGCCCAUAUUCUGGCAUCACCGUUGAUCGAUGGUAAGGGUGCACCGUCGAUCGGCAUUUCAUUCGUUCUGUCGACAGCUUUCUCUGUGAGAUAGAACGACCAUUCCUCAGUAAAACGGGCAUAACCUCUGCUACAAAAUGCUGAUUGACCUAGAACCGGUGGCAUUGGAAAGCUAACUCAAAGCUCUAUCUUGUAUCAAAAUAUGAGCUCAAUUUAACGCUGGGAAGGUCUCCAUCUAUAGCUAAACAUCUGAUGUGUCUAUGUAGUUAUGCACUUCAAAAGAUUCCAAAAUCACUAUAUUUCUCUAAAACGUACAUGAAUCUGUAAAUAAUGUAAAAGACUCCAAAACAUAAUAAUUAUAUCUUAAAAUACUUAUAUACCAUAGCUGAAAUUGAGUAAAAUUCCAUGGUAUAUCAGUCAUGCAGAUAGAUACUGUAUAUAAGUAUAGAUUGCUUUCGUGGAAAUAAACAACCAAAGAGGCAUUGAUUUGGAUUUGACAUCCUAAUCCCCAAUUGUAAUUCUAUAUCGUUUAUGAUGGUCGUUAAAGUUUGUUUUUUUUCCUUUUUGAACACCCGUCGUUAAAGUCCAAUUUCCCUAUAAUAUAAGCGAUUUGAUUGCAUCAUUAUGUGGAUAUAUACCCUAUCUACUAAACGAAUUCAACGUUGGAAUAAACACGUACAGACAAGACAGGUUUCAAAAAGAAGCAGCUUGCUAAUACGUAGUACACGCCAAACAUGGGUGAGUGUGACCCAUGAAAUUAGUAAACGGUUCAAGUAAAUUUAACAUUAUAUAAAUCGGUUUGAACCCGGUUCCGUUACAAACUAGGAAUUUUUGAACUUUUGACAUACACCUACUAAUUAAUUAAUGUUCCAUGCAUUAGUUUAAUGAAUAAUGAUUAACGACUAGUGAAAUGAAUGGAUCCAAACGUUCAGACAGCUUUUCUCUAAUUAUUUAUACAAAAAGUUUGGAUGAGUAGGUAAAGACCAAAUACAGAAAAGCAUGGUCAUGAUAAUUUACUCCAUUAUUUUGAUUAUUAUAGGGAAAAAAACACACAAACGGGGCUGUUAGUUUUUAUAAAAAGUCAAAACUAGAGUAUAAUAAUAUACUCCUUAUAAUCGUAUAAUAAGGGAGAAAGAGAUGUGGAAUUUGAGUCAAGAUGGUCUGCUAAGGAUCCAUCCAUCCCUCUGUGUCUCUUCUCUCGUACACAUCGCAUAUCUGUGAAGCGAAGAUGGGGAGGCUGUAUAUCGCAGUCGCAGUUUGGUUGGUGUCCAUGACUUGUCUAUUUAAUGCGGUUCGAGCACAGAACGGAACCAGAGCUACUACUGAUCCCGACGAAGCUCGGGCUCUGAACAAGAUCUUCGAGACGUGGAAGAUAACGGCGACGGAAGCAUGGAACAAAAGCGGCGAACUCUGCAGCGGAGCAGCCAUCGACGACAGCAUCAGCAUCGACAACUUGUUCUACAACCCUCUCAUAAAAUGCGACUGUUCCUUUGUCGGCUCCACCAUCUGCCGCAUCAUCGCUCUGAGGGCACGUGGGAUGAAUGUUACCGGACCUAUUCCUCAAGAGCUUUGGAGUCUCGUUUACAUCUCUAAUCUGAACCUUAAUCAGAAUUUCUUGAGUGGCUCCUUGUCUCCUGGCAUUGGUAAUCUGACUCGCAUGCAGUGGAUGACUUUUGGGGCCAAUGCUUUGUCCGGUCCACUCCCCAAGGAGAUAGGAUUGCUCACUGAUUUAAGAUCUCUCGCUGUUGAUAUGAAUAAUUUCUCCGGUUCUCUACCACCUGAGAUUGGAAAUUGCACCAGGCUUGUCAAAAUAUACAUUGGAAGUUCAGGACUUACUGGUGAACUUCCUUCAUCAUUUGUUAAUCUUGUCAACUUGGAAGAAGCUUGGAUUAAUGAUAUCCAACUUACAGGUCCCAUACCUGCCUUCAUAGGAAAUUGGACCAGUCUUACUACUCUGAGAAUUCUGGGGACUAAUUUGAGUGGUCCAAUUCCAUCUACAUUUGCCAACUUAGUUUCGUUGACAGAACUGAGACUAGGUGAAAUAUCCAACAGCCGUUCUUCUCUUCAUUUCAUCCGCAACAUGAAAUCUCUAAGUGUCCUAGUAUUACGGAACAAUAAUCUUACAGGCACGAUACCUUCCAAUAUUGCAGAUUACUUGCAACUGCGACAACUUGAUUUGAGUUUCAACAACCUAACUGGGCAGAUUCCACCUUCGCUUUUCAACUCAAGCCAACUUACUCACUUGUUUCUGGGAAAUAACAAGUUGAGCGGUUCCUUACCCAUUCAAAAGAGUUCCUCUCUUAGUAAUCUAGAUGUUUCAUACAAUGAUUUGACAGGAAAUCUUCCUUCUUGGGUUCGCCUACCAAACUUGCAACUUAACCUGAUUGCGAACCACUUUACAGUAGGACGGUCUGACAGAAGGGUUUUCCCCGGACUGGACUGCCUCCAGAAGAGUUUCCCCUGCAAUCGAGGAAAAGGCGUAUAUUUCAACUUUUCUGUCAACUGUGGAGGCCCGGAUAUCAGGUCCAGUAUUGGAGCUUUGUAUGAGAAAGACGAGGGGGAGCUUGGACCAGCUUCAUCUUUCGUAAGUAAAAAACAGAGAUGGGCAGUCAGCAAUGUAGGACUAUUUACUGGAAGUAACAGCAAUCAAUACCGAGCUCUUUCAGACACACCAUUUGCAAACACUUCUGACUCAGAGCUUUUCCAAUCAGCGAGGCUCUCUGCAUCUUCUCUAAGGUAUUACGGUCUGGGGCUAGAAAAUGGAGGCUAUAGUGUAACACUUCAGUUUGGUGAAAUACAAAUACAAGGUUCUGGUACCUGGACAAGUCUUGGAAGGCGACUUUUCGAUAUAUAUGUCCAGGGAAAACUUGUUGAAAAGGAUUUUGAUGUGCAUAGAACAGCUAACGGUUCUACUUCCCGGGUGAUUCAAAGAGUUUAUAAAGCAAAUGUAUCUGAAAAUUACGUUGAAAUUCAUCUUUUCUGGGCUGGAAAAGGGACAUGUUGUAUUCCUGCUCAAGGGACAUAUGGGCCGUUAGUCUCUGCUAUCAGUGCAACGCCAGAUUUCAUACCUACUGUAGCUAAUAAGUUGCCCCCGGAAUCCAAGAAAAAAAUUGGUAUAAUUGCAGGGGCCAUUGUAGGAGCAGGAAUGAUAAGUAUCUUGGUGAUUGCCAUCAUCUUAAUCAUCCGUCGGAAAAGAAAAAGGGCGGCUGAUGAAGAAGUGCUACACAGCUUGGACAUAAGACCCUACACCUUUAGUUACUCAGAACUCAGAGGUGCAACUCAAGAUUUUAAUUCUUCCAACAAGCUUGGUGAGGGAGGAUUUGGACCUGUUUUUAAGGGGAAACUGAACGAUGGAAGAGAGAUAGCCGUGAAGCAGUUGUCAGUUGCAUCGAGGCAAGGCAAGGGUCAAUUUGUUGCGGAGAUUGCCACUAUAUCAGCUGUUCAGCAUCGCAACCUUGUAAAACUGUACGGAUGCUGCAUCGAGGGGAACCAGCGUAUGCUUGUGUAUGAAUACCUCUCAAACCACAGUCUAGAUCAAGCUCUGUUUGAGGAAAAUAGCUUGCAACUUGGUUGGUCAGACCGUUUCGAGAUAUGCUUAGGAGUAGCAAAAGGUUUGGCAUAUAUGCAUGAGGAGUCAAGUCCUCGUAUAGUGCACAGGGAUGUGAAGGCAAGCAAUAUUCUGCUGGACUCGGACCUGAUACCAAAACUCUCUGACUUUGGAUUGGCCAAACUAUAUGAUGAUAAGAAGACGCACAUAAGUACCCGAGUUGCAGGGACCAUAGGGUAUCUGUCACCGGAAUACGUGAUGCUUGGACAUCUUACGGAGAAGACGGAUGUGUUUGCCUUUGGUAUAGUGGCUCUGGAAAUUGUAAGCGGAAGGCCCAACUCCUCUCCAGAAAUGGAUGAGGAGAAACAAUACCUUCUCGAAUGGGCAUGGAGCCUACACCAAGAGAAUCGUGAUAUGGAAGUGGUAGAUGCGGGUCUAACAGGAUAUGACGAGGAAGAAGUGAAACGUGUAAUAGGGGUAGCCUUCUUGUGCACACAGACAGAUCACACAGUACGGCCAGCAAUGUCCCGAGUGGUAGGCAUGUUGACGGGGAAUGUGGAGAUAACGGAAGCCAAUGCGAAGCCAGGGUACGUCUCUGAGAGAACAUUCGAGAACGCAAUGAGCUUCAUGAGUGGUGGUUCAACGAGCUCGAGCUUGGUAUUGCCCCCUGACACUCCAAAGAAUCCUUCCAAGUAGAAGAUGGACUUGAACAAACUUGAAUGAAACACGUUUUGAGGGGUUCUUAUUGUAUAAAUUCAAGAAGCGUGGUUUGUACGAAAGUACUUGUCUGACCAAACUACAAAAACGUCCCUUUGACUAAUUAUUUGUCUUCUCCUGAAUGCUUUUGGCCCCAUUUUUUAACAUUUUAAGUAU